AUCCAAAGCUGCUUGUUUAACAUUAAACGAUGGCGGCCUCCACUGUCAAUGUGGAGACUGUAAUAGGACUAUUAAACAGCUCACUGAAAUCACAAGGAUUUGAAGCGUACCCUCUUAAGGUUGGUUGGUACAACGCAGUUCUCCCUCCCUCCCUCCGCCUGUCUUAUCCAGAUGACACCUUGGCUGUGGUGGUGCUCAGCACUCCUGCUAUGUUUGAACAAGCUUUCCUGCCCUUCUUGGAGCAGAAGAGCUGCCACAGUCUGUCUGACCCCAUAGAUCAAUGUGUCAGACACCACAUCAGCUCUGCUGCUUCACAGUGUUUUCCAGGGCAGAAAGUGGACGUGAGCUUUGACUACGAGAUGCUUCCCAGCAGGAAGCCGAAGUUCUUGGCGCAGACUGCUGCACAUGUAUCUGGAGCAGCGUUCUACUACCAACAAUCUGAUGUCGCAGAGCAGCCCUGGGAUAAAAAGAAAAUGUUUGGAGUGUGUGUGCAUCCGAGGUUCGGCGGCUGGUUUGCCAUUAGAGCUCUGCUGGUGUUUGAAGAUGAGGCGAUGGGCUCUGAACUGGUGCAGCAGGAUCCUAUUGACUGCGUGUCUUCCAGAGAGGGCAGGAUCCAGCUGCUGGAGGCUUUUAACCUUCAUUGGAAGGACUGGCACUACAGAGACGUUGUCCGUCCGGUCCAGACGUACUCUCAGAAACAGAGAGACUACUUCUCUGUGGCCCCAGCACAGCGUUUUGCUCUUCUCAGUACUUGGGGCUUCCUGCCGAGUGAUAGCGAUGAAGCUGGACCCACGUCAGAUGCAGAGACUCAGGUGAACGGACACGGCUGAGCUGAAGUGGAGCUGCUGUCCAUCUCUCAUCAGCUCCAUGCUCUGCUGACCUUUGGACUCUUAACUUUUUUUUUUUUUGUGAAUUCUGGCUAAACAGUGACAGGGAUUUGUGUUUUUAUUCAAACUUGCACAAUGUAUUUUAAGUUAACAUUGGACAUUUUUGUUCCAAGAUGAGUAAGCCAUAAUGUUUUUCAUCAAAAAUCAACACUACUUUAAAAGAAGUCACGUUUUUGUUGCUAUAAUGAUGAGUUAUUCUGUUAUCGUCUUUAAAAUCCUUCUGUUUGGGUAAAAGGCUUUAAAAAUAUCUAUUUAUUUUAUGUAUAAAACACAAA
This is a messenger RNA of Cololabis saira (Pacific saury), 1162 nucleotides long. RefSeq names its product metabolism of cobalamin associated C (gene mmachc). NCBI's taxonomy places the organism in Eukaryota, Metazoa, Chordata, Actinopteri, Beloniformes, Belonidae. The coding region runs from base 30 to 830 and encodes 266 amino acids. Gene Ontology annotation, biological process: cobalamin metabolic process. Gene Ontology annotation, molecular function: demethylase activity; cyanocobalamin reductase (cyanide-eliminating) (NADP+) activity; FAD binding. Gene Ontology annotation, cellular component: cytoplasm. The record is from RefSeq and is a predicted model, not a curated record. The transcript is spliced from 5 exons.